CGUUAAGUUAUCGUUCAUCUACACUUCAGAACGCUCCUACAAUCUCUCUAGAGCGAGCUGGAAACGUUACCCAAUUCGAUCACCUUCAAGAACUUUGUUUUAAAGAACAACGCUCUGUAUCAUCAAAUUAAUCAUUCGAAAUGCCCGUGGCUGAUUUUUCUUGGUUGACCCUUUUCAUACCCUCUUUGGCCAUAUCUGGGAUUCUUAAAAUCUUUAUAAACAGUUAAACAUUUUUGUGGCUCGUAUUCAUUCGUGGAGUUGGACAGUGCAAGAAAAUGGCUGCCUGUGGAGACGAUCUUUGCUAUGCAAGCACUAAAAAGAAUAUCUUCUGAAAUAGAUUUCAGAAUUGCGUUAACACGGUCUCACGAAUGGAAGAACUUCAUUUGACCCCAACUUUCAAAGCGAACCAGUUCAUUCAAAUAAAAUUCUAAAGUUUCAAAAACAGACAAGACUCGAGUUUGCCAGCCUGUGAGAACUUCCUGUGUUUGAUGAAACGUCACUAUGUCAUCCAGACGAAAGAGUAUUCUAGUUCUAGCCAGUUGUUUGCUGAUGACCCUUUGUGGGGGCAACAGUUACCCCUACCAUGAAGUGUCACCGAACUCCCUACAAUCGCUGUACAAUAGUUUCCUGGGACCACCUUUCAAUGUGACGUCAAGGAUCGACUGCGCAGUACACUGCAGUUCAGACAAAGACUGCACUGUGUUUUUGCUCAACCAAUACUCUGGAUCAAUACGCUGCAUCUUGAUCGGACUAGGACCAAGACCAAUCAUAUUUUCUAACAUGUCCCUGUAUGGCAACGUGUUAAGCUGGCAGGCUUACCAGUUAGACACAGGCUGCGCCUAUAAUUUCAUCAAGAGAACCGGGAGAUGUGUGAAGUUUUACCCAACGGAAAACUACACCCACGCACAGGCUAAAGCUGAAUGCAGUCGGGUCCAAGGAAUAAUGAUAGAGUUUAACUCGCUGCAGGAUUUACUUUCAAUGAGCGAUUUACUUGAAAACACUCAAA
Molecule: messenger RNA, 1006 nt
Organism: Aplysia californica (California sea hare)
Lineage: Eukaryota; Metazoa; Mollusca; Gastropoda; Aplysiida; Aplysiidae
Source: RefSeq, a predicted model, not a curated record